This is a messenger RNA of Penicillium manginii, 2175 nucleotides long. Its product is annotated as C6 and C2H2 transcription factor. Gene Ontology annotation, molecular function: zinc ion binding; DNA binding. The record is from RefSeq and is a predicted model, not a curated record. NCBI's taxonomy places the organism in Eukaryota, Fungi, Ascomycota, Eurotiomycetes, Eurotiales, Aspergillaceae. The transcript has 7 exons. Gene Ontology annotation, biological process: DNA-templated transcription. Bases 1 to 2175 code for a protein of 724 amino acids.
AUGGCAACUCCAGAAUCAGAAGUUUUGGCUGGCCACGGUCCAGAACGGGAACAAAAAGAAACUUCACCAAAGACAAUACCGUCACAGUCUGCGAGGGAGCUCGGUGAGGGAGCUUCCGCUCCGAGUAAUGCUGCACCCGAGGCUCCACCUGAAGAGAUGGCCAUUGCCAACGCAACCGGUGAGGAGAUAUCCCGCUUACUCGAGUAUGGAGACUAUGGCCAAGGUAUGGCUGACCCGAGUACUUUCUUCCUGACGAACCCAGAUGAUUGGAAUAUUAUCGAGGAGUUGGACUUCGACUUCGGCUUCAUUGGCGCAGAUCUCGAGCUGCAGGACUCUUUGACCAGGCCCAGCCCAUAUUUGCACGCUUCAAACCAAACCAAUCAGCUGGAUCUCAAUGCUAGCUCGAAAGCCCCGAAUGAAGAGAAUACAGAUGAUCUGGAUCAAUCGCCAUUGUCUAAUUGGACCCCAUGUGCAGAUGAUAAUGCCUAUAUGGAUCAACAAUAUCUGUCCAUACCUGCACAUCUUGACACUCCGAUAUCCCCACAUGUUGUGAGAGAUCGCAGCUUUACAGAACGCCUGUCGAAAGAGAGCCGAGAUGCAGUAUUCGCCGUUGUUGUCGCGACUUGCCAGGGAAAGGGCCCACCUCGUAUCAUGAAAUGCUUCCCGGGUGCAGAGCUCUUGGAUAGUCUGAUUCAAGACUGUUUCAAGCAUCAGAGAUCUGAAGUUGACGCUUUUAUCCAUGAUUCGACCAUGCAGCUUAAUCAAGAAAGUCCAGAGAUGAUUUUGACGCUUGCUGCUGCAGGGGCAGUUCUGUCUAGCGCGGAACCAAUCCAGAAGCUGGGCUAUGCUCUCAUGGACAUCGCCCGACUUCUAGUGAACAGCAAGUAUGAAGAUAACAAUGUCUUAACUCGAGAUUUAAAGCAACAACAACAAUAUAUCCUGAUCCUUCAGAUCGGGCUUUGGAGUGGUGACAAGCGUCGUGUCGAAAUCGCUGAGAGCUUUGCGCAGCCAAUUGUGACCAUGCUACGGCGAGGCUCGCGGUUUAAACAUGAAGCAUAUCCUACCAUCACCCCCGAUGCGGCAGAUGAUGACAAUAUUAUCAAUCGGAAAUGGCAUGAAUGGGUGGAGCAUGAAUCAUUUAAGAGACUCGUCUAUCAUGUUUUUCAUCACGAUGUUCAAGCAUCUCUUCUGCGAUCAACUAACCCACUAAUUUCAUAUUCGGAGCUGGAUUUGCCCAUCCCCUUUUCGAGGAAACUUUGGGCUGCAAAAACGGCUACAGAAUGGAAAUCCAUUUAUCUUCACCAAAUACCCACAGCGUCCGUUCCUAUACCUUCUUUGGUCACCACUACACAGGAUCUAUCCAUCUUGAGCCGGUUCCCCGUUCAAGGAGACUGCCAGUUAGCCGCAUUAUCAACAGUUCACGCAAUAUCGACGAUGAUAACAGACUGCAACCAACCACUUCGCGGACCAUCUGGCCAAUGGCGUGAGGUAGUAAUGAAGAUCUGGCAACAAGAGCUGCAAAAAGUUCUUGAAGAGUUCGAUAUCUUUGCGGUGGAACCUUUACAGGAAAAGACCCCGGCCAUUGCACUCAUCUACCGGAUGGUUUCCUUGUCAUUGUACAUGCCACCUGAAGCUACUAAGAUCUUUGCUGGAAGGGAUGGUCAGAAACGGUCUACCGAUACAUAUCAGUCCGUUCUUCAACAUAUCAGCCCUGCGAAUCUGCGAAGGGCAGGCUGGCAUGCCGGCCAGGUUCUACGCAUUGCGAGAUCUAUGCCGACUUCUUCAUUUUCUACAUUUUGUACUACCUGCCUAUACCUCGCUGCACUGACAUCAUGGACCCUAAGCACUUUGCUUUCGACAAGGUACUUGGUUCAAGACGUGGGACUCAAUCAAACUGAAACGGUUUUCUUAUUGGAUGUCGAGCCUGGCGAAUCUGAUGGCGCUGCGCUACAAAGAUUCAUUAUUUCCGGUCAAGGUUUGCCCACUUUCACAAGCCUUAGCAAAAACGUGCCUUUGAAUGAUCGAGCAGGGGUGAUGCGUGUCUUCCAAGAAGUGCUUGAGUCGAAACACCGCGGGGGCUGCUCUCAUCAACAAAUGAGGGCCUUGCAUCACAUUUUGGCUGUAUUGGGUGGUCAGAAGAGGCGGAGGCCCCUCAGUGUAGGGGGUGUACCGUAA